AUGGAUCAUCUGACUACGCUCUUCCAGCAGAUGUGGCGCCAAGGAAAAGUCCCGCAGGAUUUCAAAGACGUUGCAAUCUUGCAUCUCUACAAGCGAAAAGGAAACCGUCAGCUCUGCGACAAUCACCGAGGCAUCCCCUUGCUGAACAUCACCAGAAAAUUCUUUGCUGGCUUCCUCCUCAAUCGCCUGAAUAAUCAGCUAGAUCAUGGUCCCCUACCGGAAAGCCAGUGCGAACUCCGCCGUCACCGCAGGACCACGGACAUGAUCUUCGUCACACGACAACUGCAGGAGAAGUGUCAGGAUGUGCGGAACCAACUGUGCUCUAUUUUUGUGGAUCUUACGAAAGCCUUCGACACGGUAAAUCGCGAAGGACUGUGAAAAAUCAUGCAGAUAUUCGGUUGCCCUGAGCAGUUCACUCAUAUUGUGCGUCAGCUCCAUGACGGCAUGAUGCCGCGAGUCACGGAAAUCGGAGUUGUCUCAGAGGCAUUCGCAGUGACCAACGGAGUAAAGCGGGGCUGCGUGCUGGCGCCCGCCGUCUUCGGUCUUAUGUUUUCUGUCAUGCUUAUGGAAGCCUACCGUGAUGGACGUCCUGGGAUCCGCAUCGCCUACAGGACGGACAGCCACCCCCUCGACCACAGGUGGUUGCAAUUCCAGUCGCGUGUAUUCACAGCCACCGUUCACGAACUUCUCUUCGCUGACGACUGUGCCAUCAACACCACCUUGGAAGAGAAUAUGAAAAGGAGCAUGAACCAUUUCGUCGCCUGCGAGAUCUUCGGUCUGACCACCAACACAGAGAAGACGGCGGUCAUGCACCAACCGCCACCCAGCACAGUCCCUCCCCCAACGGGCCACCACAAAGCAGCGUGA
Messenger RNA from Spirometra erinaceieuropaei, 867 nucleotides. The record is from the annotation of a GenBank genome assembly. NCBI's taxonomy places the organism in Eukaryota, Metazoa, Platyhelminthes, Cestoda, Diphyllobothriidea, Diphyllobothriidae.